UCUUCUUUCCCCCCUGCGGUAGUCGCUGAUGUUCACAUUUCAAAGUACCAGUCUCUGCAUGGCCGUGAAUCGAAAAUGACUGCCAAGGGGAAUUUGUUCAUCCCAAUGCAUCAGCCUUCCUCUCGACGGCCACGAAGCCGCGCGAUAAGACAAUGGCAAUGGCCAAUCUGUGCCGGAAUCUGUGCCGCAGCACUUUUGCUAGUCGGAACAAAUCCCAGAGAGCUCCUAUUGCCUGCAGAUGCAUCCCCUCGGCAAGCAUUUUACGACGGGUUGCAACAAUGUUAUGACGCGGAACGCCAACCGCUGCCACGAGGGGCCGGGAACAGCGCACGGCAGAAUCCACGAUGGAAUCCGGUCUCUGGACAGACUACCCCGGUGGUUAUCCGGAAUGCGACCCUCUUUGAUGGCGAGUCCACUCUCGCCGACUCGGUGGACAUUGUCUUCGAAGCUGGUGUGAUCAUCUCGAUUCUUCCCACUGGCUCGGGCGAUGUGAUUCCCCAGAACGCCAAUGUCAUUGACGUGCAUGGCAAGCAUGUCACACCGGGUCUGGUGGAUAUGCACUCGCAUCAUCUGUUGCUCCCAUUUCCGCAAGUAGCAGCCACCAGUGAUGUGAAUGAGCGGCCCUUGCUUGGCCCCAUCACUCCCUUUGUGCGUGCCAUCGACGGGUUCACGCCGUCCGACCCAGCCAUUAAAAUCAUCGCAUCAGGGGGUGUCACCUCCUCCCUGGUUCUCCCCGGCUCCGCCAACAUCGUCGGCGGCGAGGCCUACCCCGUCAAAAACCUGCCUUUUCCCGGUGCCGACGGCGAACCGGUCAUCGAGGAACUGCUGCUGGAGCACGGCAUCCCUGAGCCAGAUCGACAGCGGUAUCUCAAAAUGGCCUGUGGUGAGAACCCGAAACAUACGUACCUGCACACUCGACUCGGCCUUGCCUGGCUCUUGCGAGAGAAGCUGGCCGAGGCACAGGAACUCCAAAAGCGCCAGUCGGACUGGUGUCGCGCGGCAUAUGACAUCGAGGACACCACGUUCGGCCAGGGUCGGCGCAUCGCGAGCUUCCUUGAACAGCAGGGACAACGACCAAAUUCAUUCGAGCUGGCAACUUUCGUGGCGCUGAUUCGGGGGGAGCUGAAUGUGAACGUUCACUGUUAUACGCCGGAGGAUCUUGAGCGCAUGCUUGCUGUGCUCCAUGAGUUUGACGUCCAUCCUCAGGCUUUCCACCAUGCGCUGGAAGCUUGGCAGGUUCCUGAGCUUCUCAACCAACUAGAGCCGAAUAUCACAAUUGCUACAUUCGCGGAUAAUGCUUUGUUCAAGGCUGAGGCGUAUGAAGCAAAUCUACGAGCAGCAAAGAUACUCAAUGACCAUGGUGUUCGAGUGGCUUUCAAAUCGGAUCAUACCGGAGAAGGCAACUAUGCAAAAUAUCUUCUUGAUCAAGCCUCUAUCGCUCACUCGUUUGGCUUUCCUGCCGACAAAGCCCUGCAGUCAGUUACCUCGGUUCCGGCCCAGUCCAUGCAGCAAGGCCACCGCAUCGGAUACGUUCGUCCGGGAUACGAUGCCGAUAUCGUCAUCUGGGACAGCCAUCCGCUCCAAGUCGGGGCCACGCCUGUCGAGGUUUUUAUUGACGGACGUGCGCUAUUGCAGCAUGGAGACAUCGAUCUGUCGAUUGCUUCUAGCCCAGAAGACUUGGAGCAUGCACCCGAUAUGCGGCCGACGGCUGAUCUCGAGCAGCGGGAUAAUGUCUGCUCACAGUCGCGCGUUGUCUUUACCGGUAUUCGGAGCGCACUUCUCGACAGCCCGAGUCUGGAACAAGCAUCCGAGGAGCUGGUUUUCGUGGUGGAGAACAACCAAGUCUCGUGCUUUGGUACGAAAGGGGCAUGCAUUCAAGGGCAGGAGAGGAUCACAGAGAUAGCGCUGAAGAAUGGCUACAUCACUCCUGGCCUCGUCGCCUUUGGCAACAACCUCGGAAUCCAGGCCAUUCCGUCCGAAAGCUCGACCGGUGACGGCUCCAGUGGCACAACCGGAAACCUUCUGAACGAAGCUAAGAGCGUCCACUUUGCCAAAUAUGGCGUGCAUCUCCACGGCGAAGCGUUUGACCGAGCUCGGAUCGGAGGCGUCACGAAGGCCAUUACUCCACCGCAUGGCAGUGGGCUGAUCCGGGGCGUCAGUGUGGGAUUACGAACCGGACCCAACGCAACCAUCUUGGACGGUGGGAUCUGGAAGGACAAUGUAGCGCUUCAUCUAUCGAUUGGACAAGGGGCCAAAAACGGAGAUACACCGACGGUUGGUUCAGGAAUCGAAUACCUGCGUGGAAUACUGCAUCACGGCAGCCAGGAUGGAGCUGAGCAGCACAGCAUAUAUACCCAGGCUGCAAAUGGCUCCCUUCCCGUGGUGAUUGAGACGUAUAACCAGGACGAUAUCGCUCAGUUGAUUCUGGCGAAACGCGACUUUCCCGCUGCCAAUCUGAUCGUUUAUGGCGGUCAUAGCGCUGCCCUAGUUGCCAAACCUCUAGCCGAAGCAAACAUCCCAGUCAUCCUGACCGGCAACCGCGGGGCACCAGAUAAGUGGGAGAAGAAGGACGCGCUGCCCGGACCACCCCUCAGCGACAGCCCCGCAAAGGUAUUGCUUGAAGCCGGUGUUCAACUGGGUUUGGCCAUCCGAGGCGAUUCCAAACUCCAUGGAUUGGCGCGGGAGGCGCGGUGGGCCGCCAAACAAGCGGGACUCACGGACAAGCAAGCCAUUGCGCUGGUGUCGUCCAACAUUGAGCAGAUUCUGGGACUGGAUCGCGCUGGUAAUGAGAAUGAUGUGUACAAUGGGGAUUUGGUCUUGUGGGAGGGGAACCCGUUGCGCGGAGAAGGGUCGGUUGUGGUUGCUGUGCGUGAGGACGGGGCAGUCGCGGAUUGCUGGCCG
Molecule: messenger RNA, 2901 nt
Organism: Aspergillus ibericus CBS 121593
Lineage: Eukaryota; Fungi; Ascomycota; Eurotiomycetes; Eurotiales; Aspergillaceae
Exons: 6
Molecular function (GO): hydrolase activity, acting on carbon-nitrogen (but not peptide) bonds
Source: RefSeq, a predicted model, not a curated record